Messenger RNA from Drosophila persimilis, 1402 nucleotides. RefSeq names its product regulator of chromosome condensation. The record is from RefSeq and is a predicted model, not a curated record. The coding region runs from base 37 to 1245 and encodes 402 amino acids. Lineage: Eukaryota; Metazoa; Arthropoda; Insecta; Diptera; Drosophilidae. Gene Ontology annotation, molecular function: guanyl-nucleotide exchange factor activity. Gene Ontology annotation, cellular component: cytoplasm. The transcript has 2 exons.
AAAAUAACUAAAAAAUAUGCCAGCGAGACAGACACCAUGUCGACUAGGGCUAAAAGGCGCAACCUGGAGCUACCCAAAAGGCGAGCGACUGUGGGCAGAGUGCUGGUAUGUGGCAUGGGCUACACCGGGCAGCUGGGCCUGGGCUCGCUAGUCUUGCAGCUGAACCGCUUAUCACUAGUGAACAGAAUACCGAAUCCUGUGGAUAUUUGCGCUGGUGGCAUGCAUAGCCUGGUGCUGACGCAGAGUGGCGAUAUCUACUCCUUUGGCUGCAACGACGAGGGCGCCUUGGGGCGGGAUACCAGUGCGGACGGCAGCGAGUCGUUGCCCGCUUUGGUUGAUUUGCCGGGCAAAGCGCUGUGCAUUUCAGCGGGAGAUUCGCACUCGGCUUGCCUACUGGAAGACGGCAGCGUCUAUGCGUGGGGAUCGUUCUUCCACUCGCAUGGUAGCAUGGGCCUAAACAAUGAUGACAACACGAGCACACCAACUAAUCUCUUGCCGGGAACUGUCUGCUGCAGCAUUGCCUCGGGCUCCGAUCACUUGGUUAUAUUGACCACCAGCGGAAAGGUCUAUACACUGGGAUGUGCCGAGUACGGUCAGCUCGGACGCAUUUCAGAGCGUUCAUUGCCCGGAGAUGGUCGCCGAGGCAAGCAGGAUUUGCUUCGGCCGGACCAGAUAUUUAUCAAACACGCCAAGCCGUUCGAGGCUAUAUGGGCAACUGAUCAUGGUACGUUCAUACGCGAACGCACAUCGCAGACGGGAACUAUCUGGGCCGUGGGUUUGAACGAUAGCAAUCAGCUAGCCCACGAAACAGUGUCGGAGCCGGACCACUAUAAUUAUCCGGUGCCGACUAAACUGAAAAAUAUAAAGCAGAUUGCUGGUGGAUCUGAGCACACACUGCUGCUACUGAAUAAUCGGAAAUGCUUUGCCGUUGGUUCGCCAGAGCAUGGAUGCUUGGGCCUGGGCGAUGUCAAGGACGUGGUGCCCAUAUUGACGCGCGUUAAGAAGCUGUCCGACAACAUUGUCUAUGUGGGCUGUGGAAAGUUCUGUUCCUAUGCCAUUGAUGAUUACGGCAAGCUAUAUUCCUGGGGCAUGGGCUCCAAUAACCAGCUGGGCGUCAACGAUGGCGAUGAUGAACUGGAGCCAGUUCUAGUCAGCAGCAAGUAUAUGCAAAACAAGAAGACACUGCUCGCAUCCGGCGGAGAAAAGCACAGUCUGUUUUUGGUCGAGGCCGAUCCGAGGGACUAAACUAAUAUUUACCACCAGCAAAGGGUGGAACUAGGACUCAUAUUUCAACCGAAGAUACUUUAAGCAAAGACUGAAGUCUGCUAAGCAGGAACCCAAACCUAAACAUAUCUACUUAAAAACCUGACUAAAACAUAGAAAUAGAUACAAUUUGACAGCA